AUGGACGGGCCGGGCCGGGCCGCGGAGCCCAGCGGAGGGGCGGACCAUGCGGCGGGCGGGCCCCGCUGGCCCCCGGCCCCCGAGGAGGGCGCAGAACACCCGGCAGAGCCGCAGUGCGGGACACCCCCGGCCGGCCCGCAGCCCACCCCCACGGGCCUGCCCACCCUCCUGGCCUACCGACCCGAGUCCUCAGAGGCAAACGUACACCACGAGGCAGAGGAGGAUGCUGAGCCAACCUGCGAGUACUGUGGCAACCUGCUGAGGCCGUUCCCUUUCUCCCAGGAUGUGCCUCUCUCCGAGGACCAGGAGGACAAAUUCUGCUGCAAGCGCAGCCGGGAGCUCUAUGAGUUCAUCAUGAAGGAGAGGAAGAGGCUCGAGGAUGCCAGCAGCCUUGCCAGAGCUGUCAGCACCCAGGAAUCCCUCAGCUCUGAGGCCAACCUGCUGCUGUCAAAGGAGCAAGACAGCCAGAGGCAGCAGAAGAGACACCUGGCUAGAGAGUUGGUUGAGCAGUCUUUAAGGUUGAGUGCCACUAAAGGGUUACAGCAAGCUGGAUCUGCUUCCUACAAGCCUUCCCAGGAACUCACAUCUCCUGAAGGCGGGACACCAGCAUCUGUUGCAAGUGCAGCCAAGCCCGAGCCCUGGCCCAAGGAGAAGCCUGAACCAGAAUCCCAGCCCAAGGAGAAGCCUGAACCGGAAUCCCAGCCCAAGGAGAAGCCUGAACCGGAAUCCCGGCCCAAGGAGAAGCCUGAACAGGAACCCCGGCCCGAGGAGGAGCUUGAGGAAGAGCCCGAGGAGGAGUCCGAGCUGGAGCUUUGGCCCGAGGAGGAGCCCGAGCUGGAGAACGAGCCCGAGUCCCAGCCCGAAGAGGAGCCUGAGUCCAAGAAAGAGCCCAAGCAUGACAAGAAGCCCAUGUCCCGCAGUGUCCUCUGCUACGAAUUCAGUCUUCUGGGGAAGAAGGUGGGGAAGGGUAAAUUGGUGCAGAAGUACUACAAAAAUGGAAAGAAAUUCCUUACCAUGCUCCCAGACGGAACAUCGCAGUUAUUCUAUCCAUCUGGAAACCUGGCCGUCAUCAUUGCACAAGCCAGAGACCAGCUGAUGUGCAUAGUACAGGAAGACGAGCCAAGGACAGCCAAAAUCCGAGCACUGUUUCAGUCUGAUGGCAGGAGCACAUGCUAUUACCCUACCGGAGAUGAGUGGAUAAAUAUGAGUAUGCAGGGUGGGCAGUAUUUGGACCAAGCAGGCAACAGGGUAAGAAGGUGGAUGUGGCCGAACUUGUUACCAGAACCCCAGGUCCCACUGAGCCCCAUUUUCAUCUCACUGAACCACUACGUGGGGGUCAGGAUCCUGGCCCAGGACAAGAUCUUCGUCUCCUUCCUUGCCAUGGGGCGACAAGCAAAACUCAACAUGGGAACCAAAGUGCAGGUCAGCACCGACAGCCAGCUGCCUCCUCCAGCCCGGCUGGGUGAGGAUGAGCUGCUGCUGCUUGCUUUCCGCGUGAAGAUCCUGCAGCUCUUCGACAGGAUGCGGGGAUGCCUCAACUUCCCCUCCAGUGAGCAGUGGAACAAAAUGCAGCCUCCCAUGUACCUCAUCAGCCAGGCUGUGAAGAUCCUGGAGCUCUGCAUGACUGCUGACAUAAGCGAUGAGCUGGCCAACUCCAUCAAGGCGAUAGUAAAUGCCCAGCAGCUCUGACCGGUGUGUGUGUGGUGUAAGGCAAAAUGAGCCAGAGACAGCCCCUGACACUGUGGCACCUGCAUGUGCUCAGCAAGAUUUCUUCUCUGGCCCUGCCUGCCCUGGUGUAGAGCAAAGGGCAGUCCAGGGCUGAUCCACACAGCCCCAGAUGGGUCUUGCUGAGGGCAGGCGGUACCAGCCUGCAGUGACAGCACCUUGGUCAUGGGGGCAUGGGAGGGCUUUGCUCAGGCAAUCCCAUGCUCCACAGCAGUGCACUGCUCCUGAGCAGGCUCCCUUCUGCCUCCAGCCCCAGCUGAGUAGUCACCUCAGCCCUCGGGAAGGCACAAGGCACAAAGGGCACAGCCGGGCCAGGGCUUGGGACAGCUACAGGCAGGUGUUUGCUCAGGUCACCCACACAGGUACUGCUCUGCCACUCCUGACAAGAAGGUGGCAUCAGCAGGAAACCCCAGAUGUUCCUGGUGCCCAUGCCCACAGCAGCUCAGCCAGCUGCAGGUACAAGGCAAGGUGGUUCCCUGCAGAGAGUGACAAAUGCCCUCAGAAUGCCCAAACCAAUCACCUAUGCUUUGCUCCAGGGAGCACCAGCGGCAGCCUGCGAUGGGCUCUGGUUCAAGCACUGCAAACACAGAGCUGUCAGUGGGUGUUUAGAGGCUCAUGGUGCUGCAGUCAGCCUCUCAGAGCUGCCUUUGAAACUAGGGGUUCACCUGGCCAGCCUCCCCCAGGGAGGCCACACCUGAACUGUGGUAGGUGCCUGAAGGAUAAGACCAAGGCCCAUGUCUCCUUCCCCACACUGGAGGUUCUUAGGGGCUUACACAUGACAAAUACAAGGUCAGUAACUCU
Molecule: messenger RNA, 2526 nt
Organism: Camarhynchus parvulus
Lineage: Eukaryota; Metazoa; Chordata; Aves; Passeriformes; Thraupidae
Gene: ERICH6
Product: glutamate rich 6
Exons: 9
Coding region: 1-1689 (562 amino acids)
Source: RefSeq, a predicted model, not a curated record